CAUGCUUCCUCAAACACUUUAAUGGAAGGGAGGAAAAGUGAGUAGCACUGAGUGAGUCUUGGCACUGAAAAAGAUGAGUAAAAUCAUUGUUUUAUUAAUUUUAAUGGAGAGAGGGGCUGUAUAUGACCUGGGACAGGGGCUCUAUAGCAUUUUUAUUCCUAAAGCUUUAGUGUUCCUUUAAUAUAUAAUAGAAAUUAUUGAUUGCAAUUGUUAUUUUUUAAUGAAAUACUUACCCCUUCUUCAUGCGCUAUCCCAGUCACUGUCUCUCUGGCUGUGUGGGUGUUGGGAUGCGUAGCAGCUCUACUCUAAGCAGAACAGAUCUCUAUAAUUUCGGAUUGCCAAGAUAUAGAACUAUAAUUCUGUAAUUCAUUUAUAAUAAGGAAAGGGGGGCUGUAUCAGCAAUAGUACCCAUAAUACGGCUGUAAUGCAAAUUCAUUUAUCUGCAAGAAGAAAUAUAUAUAUAUAUAAAAAUAAACUAAAUUAAAAAAAUUAAGUCAUUUGAAGAAACAAUAAUUUUAGAAACAAAUCAUAAAGAAAAAUAAAAACCAAGGACAAAUCAUGCUCCGUUAAAGAUGAUGUAAGAAAUAUAUAGGGUUAUUUUAUUUUUUAAAGAAAUGUACAAUGUGCUUUAAAAUAGGUAAUUUAGGGCUUAGAAUCAUUGGUCCUUACAUUUAAUUCUGCACACAGAUCAUACAAACACAAUUCAAUAUUUAAGCUGUAUACCAGAACCUAUUUUUUUUCCCCAAGUCUUUUUGUCUUGUAUGGUGGUAAAAAAAAAUAAAAAAGCCAUACAGUGGUGACAUCAUUUUUUGCCUAUAUGCAGUGAGUUACUCAGGAAGACUCUGCUUCUCCAGAAGAUGCUGUCCAAUCACAGCACUCGCUGGCCUGGCCAAUGAGAAGGCUUAGAGGUGAUGUCAUGGGGAGAGUCUGGCAGUGAUACUGAUGCUGAGGCUGUGUCUAGGAGAUUUAAUUCAGGGAGUUGAGCUGAAAGGACCACACCAGACUCCAAGGGAAAGGUGAGCAGACAAUAUCUUUCUAUAUAAUAAUGCAUUGGGGGAUAAUUAAAUAAUAUCUCAUCUCAGGGAUGGAUUUUCCUUUAAAAUGUUUCUAAGAUUCUAAUAGCAGCACAGAUGGGUUCUAUUAUGUAAACAUUGAGAAAUGAUACAUGUAUUAUUAUAAAGGGAUACAAUGAUACAUUAUUGUUUAAAUAUUCUUUUCUAUUGUAAUACGUGUUGGUUAAAUGGGGGAAUACGUCACAUUGUACGUUUCCAACUGGGAUUUCACAAAAGGGGUUUAUUUACUCAAUUGUGAUUUUUGGAUGACAGACAUUGUUUAGGCACAAUAUCCUGAAUGGUAACAUUGUGGAAUGUCUCCGCUAUUUGACUUGACAUGUUUUUGUUCUCUUGUCCCCAAUUCCCAACACAGUUAAUUUGUGUGCUCUGUGCUGGUGUGACACCCUGUAUACAGCACUCAGAACCAGCCAUGUGAAUCCCUGUUUGUGGGUCAGUGUGCUGUGUCUGUGUGGUGGCAUGUGGUGUGGUACCAGCAGAGAUUAAACACACCAGCUACAUGUAAUCUGUUAGACAGCCGCCUCAUGCUGAGAUUGGAAACAACUGACUGGGAGCAGCUGUGUGCAUUCUCUGUCAGUACUGAGUGUCUGUGAGCAUUCUCUGUCAGUACUGAGUGUCUGUGGGCAUUCUCUGUCAGUACUGAGAGUGAGUGUCUCUAGGCAUUAUCUGUCAGCACUGAGAGUGAGUGUCUGUGGGUAUUCUCUGUCGGCACUGAGAGUGAUUGUCUGCAGGCAUUUUCUGUCAGCACUGUGUCUGUGGGCAUGAUCUGUCAGCACUAAGUGUGAGUGUCUGUAGGCAUUCGCUGUCAGCAUUGAGUGUCUGUAACAUUCUCUGUCAUUACGGAGUGUCUAGGACUGUGGGCAUUCUCUGUCAGCACUGAGUGUCUGUGGGCAUUCUCUGUCAGCAUUGAGUGUCUGUGGGUAUUCUCUGUCAGCACUGAGUGUCUGUGGGUAUUCUCUGUCAGCACUGAGUGUCAGUGGCCAUUAUCUGUCAGCACUGAGUGUGAGUGUCUGUGGACAUUAUCUGUCAGCACUGAGUGUGAGUGUGGACAUUCUCUGUCAGCACUGAGUGUCUGUGGGAAUUCUCUGUCAGCACUGAGUGUGAGUGUAUGUAGGCAUUCUCUGUCAGCACUGAGUGUCUGUGGGCAUUCUCUGUCAGCACUGACUGAGUGUGAGUGUCUGUGGGCAUUCUCUGUCAGCACUGAGUGUCUGUGGGCAUUAUCUGUCAGCACUGAGUGUGAGUGUCUCUAGGCAUUCUCUGUCCGCAAUGAGUAUCUGUGGGUAUUCCCUGUCAGCACUGAGUGUGAGUGUGUGUGGUCAUUGUGUGACUGCACUCACUGUGGUUAUAUAUGGGCUGCACUUCCUGUAAAUAGCUGGGGCCUGAGGGCACUUUGUGACUGCACUGACUGAGUGGCUCUGGUUAUCCUCAGAUGGCACAGACCAUGAAUGAAUUGAUAGUAUUCAGGCCCUGGUGUGAAGUUAGUGGGCGGAGUGUGAGCAAUAGAUUGCUAGCUUGAUACAUUUUAACUAGAGACCCACCCAGGCCAAUAGUCUUCAGUACUGAGGUGGUCAGUCUAGUAAAUGAAUAAAUUAUCUCUUCCCAGAGCCGGACUAGGUGGGCAGCAGAAUAGGACUUUCUCUAAUUGUACAAAAACACAGAAAACAGAAUCACCGAAAAUCACUCGUCUUUCUCAAGAAAACUCUUGCAAAAGUCCUCUAUGAUGGAAUGUCUCAUGUGACAUCAUGUAUUUACUAAAUUAUACCACAUAUACUAUAGACUGCUGUUGAAACAUGAAGCAAUCAAUUGGUGUGAUAUUGGGAAUAUUUCUUCAAAAAAACUACAGAAGCAGACUUUACAGAAAGUAAUAUUUCCGGUGGUCAUGGGGUAACUAAAGCAAAGCAGCAUGCUUUUCCCCAGCACCCCCAGAUUUUACAUCAGAAAAUCUGUUAUUAACUGCCCUACUCUGAACUGUAUCUGGUCAUUGGGUGCCUGAAGAUCCAAUGACUGGUGUAGCGAAUGUUGUACUUCCUGCUGCUCUGUGAUUGGCUGAUGUUGCCUAUACCAAUCAUAGCUCUGUAUGGUAUGGCCAAUGAACGUGCCUCUGACAAAGGCUUUACUACAUCUGUACCUCUGAAAAGCCAGAGAAGGCCACACUUUUUUGGGAGUACACUAAGGAUGGGCAAAGGUCUACCACUAGGCCCCCAACAUAAACAUGGGCCCAAGGCAGUUGACUAGGUUUUAUUGUGGGUAUUCUUGCCCUGUAUCUUCAACGUGCCUACUCUUCCAUUCCAUAUCCGUAUCUCCAAUCAUUGCUUCACACCUCUAUCAGCUCUAUUAUUAUUAUUUAUAACGCGCCAACAAAUUCCGUAGCGCUGUGCAAUAGGUGGAUUAAGAGACAUGAAUUUGCAACAAUAUGAGUUGGACACGCAGGACCAGGGGCUGUCGAGGGCCCUGCUCAAACAAGCUCUGCCCAAUGACCUCAUCCUUGCAUUUUAACUAUUUGAGCAUUAGAGUAAUGAACAUCACAUCGUGCCAUGCAUUGUUCACCUUAAGUCGCAUUUAGGUGAGGAUGGUGGCAUCAACGUCCAUGGUGAUGCCACUAUAUGUAUUUUGUUUCUUUAACACCGUGUCCUUUCAUCAAUAAUUAUUGUUUUCACAUUAUUUCAGGGCAUCCUGAUCACACCUUUAAAUGCAGACUCUCCCUGAAAUGAGAAAUGAAGUUUCACUAAAACUUUUAAAAAUAUUUAUAGAAUAUUUAUUUUAGUAACCACUGGGUGGCAGUGUUACCAUGUUUUAUUCUACAAUAAUCAACUUCACAUCUUCUAUUAUGAUUCUCUGUAAAGAAGGUGGUUGUCAAUCAUUUGAUUAAUACCAACUUCACUAUAAGUUUAUUAUUUGUACUGUUUAAUCUACCUUGCCACGAAAGGUUAAUCUCAAUAUAUAUUUUUAUAUUGAUUUGUCAUUUAGUGUAAAGGAACAUUAUAGGGUUAGGAACACCUACAUGUAUUCCAGAGCCUAGAGUGUUAAAAGUACCAUCUAACCCCCAGGCCCUCCCUUGACCCCCUAAAUAUAGUAUAAUCUUAAUUUUAUUCCAGUCUGCUGCUGCUGACUCUGCCCCUGUUCUGCCUGCUUGGCUGCAGUGUUGAUCUGAGCUAUACCAUAGGAAAGCAUAGGACAAGCCAAACACAGUGCUGGCCAAUCAGCAUCUCCUCAUAGAGAUGAAUUGAAUCAAUGCAUCUCUAUAAGGAAAGUUCAGUGUCUGCAUGCAGAGGGUGGAGACACGGAAUGUCAGUCACACUGUGCAGCACUGCCCCAGGAAGCAGCUCUAGUAGCCAUAUGGGGAGUGGCCAGUGGAGUUAUCACUGGGCUGUAGUAUAAACACUACAUUUUCUCUGAAAAGACAGGGUAUACAACAAAAAGCCUGAAGGGAAUGAUUAUACUCAGCAGAACAAAUACAAUAAACUGUAGUCGUUCUGAUGACUAUAGUGUCCCUUGAAGGAUCUCUAAAGUUAUCACUGGGAUAACUGCAUCAAAAAGGAGACUUUGGCACCACACUGCGAAUGACUACAUGUUUCUUACUGCUAAGCCAGCUAUAAACUCACGGAUACAAUUUUUGUUUUUGCCUUUAAAAAAAUAAAUCUCUAUGUUAUCCAAUGUAGUGCUAUAAUUACUCAGGAAGGACUGAUUCAGGAAGACAUACAAAACUGGAUUACAAUUAAACAUUUUACACAAUUCCCUCUGAGUUAAGGGUUUCUGACCUGCUAUUUGUUAAGUUACAUGUUUUCAUUGUCUUGGGCAGUAUGUUAAGAGUAAUGCCGCUCUGUAGAAUUAACUUGCCAGAGAAGGUCAGUCAGCUAAUUACUCAAGAAAGUUCUUUUACUAUUGAUUUAUAUAAUGCAGCACAUGAAUGCUACAUACAGUGCAAGGCAGCAUUCUACACAGUGAAGAAGUGACGUCUAUCCAGGAGAACAUGAUGGCUCUGGCAAUCCUGGAGGAAUGGCUUGGGGAGGGAUUUCACAGACGCCCCUAUAGGUCAAGGCAAUAAUUAAAACAUCUCUACCUGAUACACAGAAAGGUUUAUUAAUAAGAUAGAUGUGUAGUAGAUGAUAUUCCAAAUGGAAAACUGAAGAGAAAAUAUCUUAUCUGUAAAAACUAUUUCAACUCCGCUAUAGUCAUCAUAGCGUAGAUAUUUUAUCUUCGGUUUUGCCAUUUGGAUUGUUAGCUUCUACAACCAGAAGUUUAGCAGCAAAAUGCUAAUUACAAAAUUAUCCUUCCUCCUCUUGUGAAUAGGGCAUUGCCCUUCUUUAUUUGUUACAAUGUGACUGUGUCCUAUUCUUGCCUCUGUUCAACUCUGCAUAAUAUACGUUCAUUAUAAACAAUGAAUAACUAAUAGCAGCAGCAAAAUAAGGGGGUAUAGAGGGCUAAGUUCAAAGAAAGCUUAGCAGGCACUAUCCCACCUGUGCCUUCUCCGACAUGGUUCCCCUAGAAUGUUUCACUUGUGUCUCUGGAGAUGAGAGAACAGGUUUAGCCUAUACUAUCAACAAUCAGGCGUGGCAGAGAUAAUUAUGCAAAUAUGCAAAUUGACUGCUAUAAUGGAAAUGGAAUAUUUGGCCUCGAUCUAAUAAUCCUUACACUUGAUUCAAUACUGUUAGAACAACUUCCCAAACGGAAAGUCGAGUGCAGGACUGUGGAUUAUAUAUUUAUUUAUCUGACUUUCUCAAUGAUAGAAAUAGCGGUGUAGGUCCUCAUUCUCAGUGAUUCCGAGUAGCCUGGCAGAGCGCUCUGUGUAGACAGGAGACAUUCCUUCCAUGGAAUAUUGAUGGAUAGAGAGACCAGGCUUUGUCUUGUCCUGUGACCCACGGUUUGUACCAGUUAAAUCUAUCCUGUCCUUCCAUAACUAGCCUGUCGUUAGCCUCUCAUUAUGCCGUGUGAAUAAGGGACAGGCACCGUGUCUCAACAGCGUUCACAACACCAUACAAACCCACUGGUGGAAUUUCUGCCAAAACACAAAUAUUUACAUUUAAACAUUACGAAACAAUUACCACAGAUUCUGACAAAAUUAGUUCACUACUGGUUUAGCCCAGCAGGAGGAACUCUGUGUUAAGUGCUUUAGCUUUGGUCGGGAGGGGGGUGUAAACCAAUUGUUAUGGUGGAGAUUUUUUUUUUAAUAUUGGUUUUAGAGACUAUUGUUGGUUCACGAGAGUUCCUGGCAGCUCAUAUGUAGUGAAGCGGUUAAUAAUAUCAAGAUACUGUGUGUUUUUUAUUUUUAUGAAACGUGUGUAUGAGUACGUUAAAGCACCGUAAUGCAAAAUUCAAAUUCUUCAUCUUUUUAUUUAUUCAUUUAUUUAACAGAAAAUACCUCAAUCUGUGGCCGUUUGUCUUAAAUUAAAGCAGCACCAAAACUUGCUCAUCAUGACUCUGGCAGGUAAGUUACCCUUUCCGUUUGUUUACAAUUUUCUGCAUAAUAAAAUGUGAUCAACAUUGUGUGUCCCCUUUUUUUUUAAUAUAUGUUUAAUUUUAGUGACUAUUUACAAUUAUGGGCUUCCCUUCCCUUAGGCACAGUCAGAAUGCUAAUUGGAUUCCCUAGCUGUCUGAUUGGAUUGAUCACUAAAAGCCGACAAACCUAUAAUCAAAUGAUUCAGAAGGGGAAACGGCGAUGACCUAAGCUUUAUAUUAACAUUCUGACAUGGCUUCAAAAACAAAGCCCAUCAAAAUGAAUUCAAACAUUUACACAAACAAAAAAAACAUAAAAAUAGGACAUAGCCUCAUUUAUUGUGUCCUAAUACACAUGAUUAGUAAAAAAGAAAAAAACAGGGACUAAUGAAAGUAUUUCAAAAAUUGGGCAGACUAGAUGGGCCGAACGGGUUCUUAUCUGCCGUCACAUUCUAGGUUUCUAUGUUUCAUAUUUAGUUUGGAUUUGAUUUUAUGAUACAUUGUUUUUGUAAUUCUUUUUAUUCUAUUAACUUUCUACAAAAAAUGUCACACAAGACAUAUAAAUCGUUCUUAACUCUGCUAACUUAAAAUGUGAUCUUUGUGAAUACUUUACUUAUUAUUUUCAUUGACUCGACAAUAAAAGAGUUUAAAACUAAAAAUGGGAAAAAUUUAAAAAGCGGCAUUGGACAAAUCUGCUAAAACCCAUUCAGAGAAAGUGACAUUGCUUUAUUUUUCACCCACAGCCUACAAAGACAAGAUCAAGGAGCUCCCUCUAGUGUCUCUUUUCUGCUCCUGUUUUCUCUCUGAUCCUUUGAAAAACCAAAAUUACAAAUAUGACGGUAAGCAUGCAUCACUAACACAUUGAGGCACAUAAUUCCAUCAUUCUAUGUUAUAUUCUUCAUUAAUAGCCGUAAUUCCUGACACUCAGUGAAGGAUUUCCUUAUACCAAUAAUAAUGUAUUCAGAGACUCAUGUGUUGAUAUUUUUUCACAUAUUGAUAUUUUUUUUUAUUCAUUAUAUAUUUUUUGAUAUUAUAAUGCUACUUCGCCACUAUAAUAUAUUGGAAAAAAUAUUUUAAAAGUUUAUCAAAAAAUAUUUAAUUAUUUGCAAAGGUUACACGUUCUAUUUGACAAGUCACUUUUUCUCUAUGUAGUUGCCCGUUUCAUUGUACAUAUUGGUUACCAUUUUCUAUUCAUUUACCUAGUACUAUUUGCAAAGGUUAACCAACAAUAUUAAAUCAAGGCCUUUGUUCUUUAGUCUAUCUAACUGAUACAUACAUUACGCCAGAUUUCCCCAAUAACCAAAAUCAAUAUAAACGGCACAGAAAACUAGUCUUCACUACUUAAUUGUAAUCCUUAUUAAUAACAUAACUUUAACACAGAGCUUCAAUUAUUAAUCGUUAAAAUUAGUUAUUUUAAGAUAAUUUUUGUCUCGCAACCUAGAAAGACAUAACAUAGCAUUAUUUUUAGAUCAUUCGGAAAGACAUGUGAAAGUCCCCAAAAUUCUGCCAGAUAGUCUGUAUUAGGUAUAGUAAAAUAUUCUCUCCAAAAAGGCCAAACUCUAUUCUGCAAUGUACUCUAUAUUUAUCAUUUUACCACUUUACCGUAUAAUUUAUUUCAGUCUAUGUCAGAUUAAUGAGUAAUUAAAAUAUCCUGUUCUCAGACACUGUAGACCUUACAUGGUGUGUGAUCUCGGACAUGGAGGUCAUAGAAUUAAAUAAGAGAGCCUCUGGCCAUGCCUUUGAAGUUAUCCUUAAGCCCCCUUCAUUCGAUGGAAUUCCAGAGUUCAAUGCCUCUCUCCCACAACGGCGAGAUCCGUCUCUAGAAGAAAUCCAAAAGAAACUCGAAGCUGCUGAAGAAAGGCGCAAGGUAGGAGAUCUCCUUCCUCAAUAGAAAAAAAAAGGUCACGUCUCUAAUUCUUGGGCAGGACUCCAAAACCUUGCUGUGUGAGACCCCAGAGAUGUGGCCCCUGGCUUCUAUCUAGAAUAAUUUACAUACUGUGUUAAUCAUUAAAUCAGGGUAUUGGAAAGAUUCUUAGACACUGGGGAGGUCCGUUGAAGGAGUUUUCCAGAAUUUGUUUUAUAUUAUAAUUUUAAAAAAGGCUCCCUUUUGGUAAUUUUAAAUUUGAAAAAUUGGUUUCCAAUCUAAUACUAUGUAAGUAAUUUGGAUUACUCAACAAUAAGUUAAGAAUAUUUUUCUACAGAGCUGGUGAAAAAAAAAAAUGUGUUUACAUUUAUUAUACAUGGAAAAGUAAAAGUGACCUAUCUUGUUACUAAAUAUUCUAAAGUGAUUGGGAGUUAGUCAUGCACUAGCAUCAACAUGGAAAACAGAACAGUCCCAUCAAAUUCCAGUGGGGGGUAAAAUAAACAAAUAUCUAUUAUUAAAGUCUAUUUCAUAUUAUAUUUUUCAUAUAUAUAAAUAUUUCCUUUAGAGACUUAGAGAUUGCCUUUAGAGACGUAGAGAUUGUCUCAGUGUCUACUUCUGCUAUAGAUAUUUUCUUGCGAAAGAUUGCAUGAUACAACUGAAACUUAGAUCCUCCAUGAGAUAAACUGUCCAAUGUCUCUUAUAGUACCAAGAAGCUGAGCUUCUCAAGCACUUAGCCGAAAAGCGUGAACACGAGCGUGAAGUCAUUCAGAAAGCCAUCGAGGAGAACAACAACUUCAUCAAAAUGGCCAAGGAGAAACUAGCACAGAGAAUGGAGCUCAACAAGGAGAACCGUGAAGCCCACCUAGCCGCCAUGCUCGAACGCCUGCAGGAGAAGGUUAGUUAGAAGUGGUAAGAAUGCGUUCCUCUUAACUUUUUCCCCCCAUUCAAAUCCAAUUAAAAAAGAAAAUCACAAUGAAAGUGAAAGGAAGAAUUUCCAUAAAUCAUCUUUCCAAGGCAUCAUGACUCAAAGGAACAUGUGUCUAGAUGCAGAAAAUCUCCAAGAACAUUUAAUUAAUAUUAAAUAUAGUUGACCGAAGGAGAAGCUCUGCAAGAGAUGUGCAUAGUUCAUUGUAUAAAAGAAGGAAUUCUACAGUAUCAAUGUCUUACAGUGCUAUUUCACUAAUAAACUGGGCUCCAAAUGCAGACAGGAAGGUUCAGAGAAAUAGAGCUAUCUUUUCCAUUUCGCACUAUUACCGAGUUUAUGAAGGCUGUGGAGUUUUCAUUGACCACAGCUGUGGUACUUACUAUAUCUCGAUUGCUAGAAUCUAUAGCCGAGGUACUUAAGAUCAUAUCUACAACUAGGAUAUUUUGAGCCAGUACCUAUGUGAUAGGCUGUACAAUUAUCCUUUCUUCUAGCUGUGAUACAUAGUUUUAUUAGUUUUCACAGCAACAACACUUGGCUAAGUGGGCUGUGAUGUGGUUAUCACCCACAGAUGAGAUAUAUAUUCUAUUAGACAGUAACCCACUAUUAUAGCGAGAAGUAGUCAAGGAUACGGCCAUCAGAGGUUUCUGAUGACCCUUUUAUACUUUCCAUCAUGAGUUAAAGGGUUACUUCUGUGUAAAAUGCCCUAUUGGGAACUAUGGAUGAGGUCCCCCCACUCUGUUUGCAAUAAAAAAAAAAAAGGCUUUAACUUUCCUUGAAGCUCAUAGUGCUGACUUCCACACCUCGUCCUCAAGUCACAGGGGCCGCAUGCUCCUAGAGAAACCUGUGAGUGGACCAAGUGCCGGAUCAGAUCGCAUGUUAUUCCUACAAUGUGUGUGCACUGCGCCGAAGGGAGGCGGAGGAACGGUUUGCUUUUUUAAAACUGUCUGCAAUGGAGGGAGGCAGGAGGGUGCACCUACAGCGAGAGACAGUGGGAGAGGAGAGUUAGUUUUCCCUUUCAGGCAAUCUAUCAGUGCACACUCAUGACAGACAUAAAAUCUGCACAUAAUUCACAUUAGACAGCCCAGAACCAAUGUCACAUGUAAUGGGUGUGUAACUAGCCCCAAACAUACAAUUAGCAAUAUCUCAAUUUUUGCAGAGUUUCAAGCAGAAACAUUGCAUAUAAUAACUCCUACCAAAUCACUGAAGUGGUCAUGGUGGUUGAAGUAAUGCUUUAAGGCAUAUGCAUAUCUGUGGUUUUAUCUUUCUAUACGAACAUUGAGAAAAUGUAUAAUACAUACCUUCUGGGAUUCCCCCACAAAUGUCCCAUCCAUGGGGUACGUUUGGAUUUAUGUAUUCGGUGGGUAUUCUGAGACAGGACAUAUAACUCAUUGGUUGGUGUUUCAGGGUUUUAUAUCCUGCAAUCUGCUAUUUAUUGGACAUAUAUAACAAUAACAUUUUAUGUGCCAUGAAUUUGCCCAUUCUCACAUCCAAAUGUUAUAUUUUCUAACAUGUUGCAUUAAAGAGAGUGUUUAACGUGAGAUUCUGAUCCAGCAGUUCUCUCACUCCGAUACACUUACUGUGCUCUCACUGGCAAUGGGAGUAAUAGAACUCUGAUACCCUUCCUAUUGGCUCCCCUUACUGUGAAUGAAAUAUAUAUUCUCUAUUUACCUCUCUCGCUGGCAGGAAUUUCUGAUAUUUGUUUACUCAGGCAGUGGGUUAGUUACUUUCUAUAUAUACAUGUAAAUAGGUUUUUUAUUAUUUGUAACCAUAAAUGUUACUUGGGAAUGUUAUUCAGUGGAAAGUUUCUCUGAGCCUUCCUGAAUUUGGAAUCUAGUUAGUUUUGAAGGCUAGGUCUUGGAUAGGUCUAUUGGCACGAGACUAGUUUUAGCCUAGGUGCCUUAUAUACGCUCUGAGUAGGAGCUACUUCACAGAUAAACUGUUGAAUGUAGAUAGCACUCGUGUAACAAAAGACUCCGCUAUUGUAUGUCAAAUACCUGAAUAAUACUAUGCAACAUUAUUGUAACUGUGUUAUCAACAAUAACGCUUGUCUGUUUCUCCUCUCCAGGACAAACAUGCAGAGGAAGUCAGAAAAAACAAAGAGCUUAAGGAAGAAGCCUCCAGGUAGAAGAUUGGGGCUCUGACAAUUUGGACUGAGGACUCCAAAGGGCGCCUGAGCGGCCCAGCACAAUGUUUUGCUUUAUAUGUUUGUCAAUGUCAAGAGAUGACCCAUAAUUUUUUGGAAAAGGAUAUAAUGGUGGGUUGGUGUAAAGGGAGUGUUUGGCUAUCUCAUCCAAAACAUGUCCUAGAAAGUCGUACCCAUGAACCUAGCCUUUCGACCUAAUCUCCAUGUCAAACCAAGUACGAGCAGUUCAUUAAGAGCUGGCAAGACAGCUUCGCUCUGAUGGGAAACGCGCUUGUGGUUUUCUCCUCCUCUAGCGCAAGUGAACCAACUGUGCCCGAUAUCUGCUAUAGACAACGCUGUUAAAUGGCACUGAUUUUAUAUGUUUACCAUUAUCUCAUCAAUACACACCAUUUUCAGGUUAUCUUUCAGUUUCCGUGUUGUUCUUUAUAUAUCUCUUCAAAAUGUAUCAGAAUCCUUGGCUAAAAUAUCAUAAAUGUGUUUUGAGGGUAAAUGUGCUGCCAUUUAAGGUUUUCAGACUAUAAAACACAUUGAUUUACUAUGAAGAAUUCACUCA
Molecule: messenger RNA, 11988 nt
Organism: Pelobates cultripes (western spadefoot toad)
Lineage: Eukaryota; Metazoa; Chordata; Amphibia; Anura; Pelobatidae
Source: the annotation of a GenBank genome assembly